Malaya genurostris is the source of this 800-nucleotide messenger RNA. Its product is annotated as geminin-like. Lineage: Eukaryota; Metazoa; Arthropoda; Insecta; Diptera; Culicidae. The record is from RefSeq and is a predicted model, not a curated record. Gene Ontology annotation, biological process: regulation of DNA replication. The transcript has 3 exons. Bases 144 to 758 code for a protein of 204 amino acids.
AUAACGCUUCGUUAUUCGGUAAAGAGGAAUGUUUUAAGAAAUUUGUGUUUUUAGGCGCAAAGUUUUGGAUGUGGAACAGGACGCUAUUUUCAACAGAAUAAUUGAUUAAUAAAUAUAAUUAUUGACUAUUGCUGCUUAUAAAAAUGUCUAGUGAGAGUGGCAGCAUAUUAAUUCCUGUGGAAUCACCUGCGGAACAGGAGGUAGAGCAUCAGAAAAUCUCUCGGAAAUUACUCAAAGAGGUCCAGAAUGUUUCAACGAUGAACAAAGAAAAUGUAGGCAAAUCUUCGAAACUGCAAGCGUUCCUGGUUAAGAAAGAACUAAUCAAGAAGACAUUACUUGUCGAUCCUUUGGAUGUGAUCGAGCAGAAACGGAAGAAACUGGUUAACUCGCAGUCCUGUCAGACGUCUCCGGACAAGAAAGUAACCGGAGGAAAACCCAAAGUCACCGAGGAAGAUCUCACCUCGCUCGAAGGGCCUAGCGAAGCAUACUGGCAAAUACUUGCCGAGAGACGUCGUCAAGCUUUGGAAGAAUCACUGGCGGAGAAUUUAGAGCUUCACGAAAAAAUAAGCUCCCUCGAGGAAGAACUGAACCUGUCCCGAGAAAUGCUGGAGGAAGCUCGCAAUCUGGUCGAAGUUCUAACGGAAAUGCUGCAGGAAGGUGAAGCGGAAAAGCAGGAAGGCAGUAAAGCUGAUCCCAAUCAGGUGGACGAUAGCGGCGUCGUUCCGGAAGUUACUAGCGAAGAGGAAGAUAAUCUUUAAUAUAUUAUUUGACAAAUCUAAUAUAGUCUAAUUGUUUACUGA